Sarcophilus harrisii (Tasmanian devil) is the source of this 2188-nucleotide messenger RNA. RefSeq names its product selenium binding protein 1 (gene SELENBP1). NCBI's taxonomy places the organism in Eukaryota, Metazoa, Chordata, Mammalia, Dasyuromorphia, Dasyuridae. The transcript is spliced from 12 exons. The record is from RefSeq and is a predicted model, not a curated record. The coding region runs from base 31 to 1566 and encodes 511 amino acids. Gene Ontology annotation, molecular function: selenium binding.
GCACAGCCACUUUCUUCUCCUCCCCCCACAAUGACAAACACUCAGAAGGCUUCGGAGAGCCCGGACCCCAUCCCUCCCUCCCCAAGUUGUUCCUCUCUCCCCUUCAGCCGGCCCGGUCAGCUCUCAGGAGUACUCCGCCAGGAUCCACACAGAGCCAAAUGUGAGAAAUGUGGACCCGGCUAUCCCACGCCUCUGGAUGCCAUGAAAGGGCCCCGAGAAGAGCUUCUCUACCUGCCCUGUAUCUACAGGAACACGGGCACAGAGGCCCCUGACUACUUGGCCACCAUUGACGUGGACCCCAAGUCUCCUUCCUACAGCCAGGUGAUCCACAGGCUGCCAAUGCCGCACCUGAAGGACGAGCUCCAUCACUCCGGCUGGAACACCUGCAGCAGCUGUUUUGGUGACAGCAGCAAAUCCCGCACCAAGCUCAUCCUGCCCAGCCUCAUUUCCUCCCGCGUCUACGUGGUGGACGUGGCCACCGAGCCCAGGGCCCCAAAGCUGCAUAAGGUGGUGGAGCCCACAGAAGUGAUGUCCAAGUGUGACCUGGCCUACCUGCACACCAGCCACUGCCUGCCCAGUGGGGAAGUGAUGAUCAGUGCCCUGGGGGAUCCGAAGGGCAAUGCUAAAGGAGGGUUUCUGCUGCUGGAUGGAGAGACAUUUGAGGUGAAGGGGACGUGGCAGAAGCCCGGAGGGGCUGCUCGAAUGGGCUAUGACUUCUGGUACCAGCCUCGGCACAACGUCCUGAUCAGCUCCGAGUGGGCUGCUCCCAAUGUGUUCAAGGAUGGCUUCAAUCCUGCAGAUGUCUCUGUUGGGCUGUACGGGAGCCAGCUGCAUGUUUGGGACUGGCAGCGUCGGGAGCUCAUACAGACUCUACAAUUGGAGGAUGGGCUAAUCCCCUUGGAGAUCAGGUUCUUGCAUGACCCAGCUGCUUCUCAGGGCUUUGUGGGGUGUGCCCUCAGCUCCAAUAUCCAGCGUUUCUACAAGACUGAGGGCGGGAAGUGGGCAAUUGAGAAGGUGAUCCAGGUGCCAUCCAAGAAAGUGGAGGGGUGGAUGCUGCCCGAUAUGCCAGGCCUGAUCACAGAUAUUCUCCUGUCGCUGGAUGAUCGGUUCCUCUAUUUCAGCAACUGGGUCCACGGCGAUCUGAGGCAGUACGACAUCUCAGACCCCCAAAGGCCCCGCCUCGUGGGACAGAUAUUCAUUGGAGGCAGCAUUGUUCAGGGAGGCCCCGUGCGAGUCCUAGAGGAUAAGGAAUUGAAGUGUCAACCGGUGCCUCUGGUGGUCAAGGGUAAGAAGAUCCAGGGGGGUCCCCAGAUGAUCCAGCUCAGCUUGGAUGGACGGCGUCUCUAUGUCACCACCUCCCUAUACAGUGCUUGGGAUAAGCAGUUCUACCCUGAUCUCAUUAAGGAGGGCUCUGUGAUGCUGCAGGUUGAUGUGGACACAGAGAAGGGGGGCUUGACACUGAACCCUGAUUUCCUGGUGGAUUUUGGGAAGGAACCUCUGGGCCCAGCUCUAGCCCAUGAGCUCCGCUACCCUGGGGGUGACUGUUCUUCUGACAUCUGGCUCUGAGCCACCCCUGCCCUCCUUCGGAGCCCAAACUCCUCAGGCUCUGCAAGUCUGGGCCUCUUGGCAGGGCCUUCUGACUUCCUUCCCCAUUUGUACCCCACCAAGCCCUUGGGGAGGGGAGAACCUGGUCUGGAAUCUUAAGAAGCAGCUCCCUUUUUAAUCCCUGAUUAUAUUUGCUCAUCAUCUGCUAUUUUUAUAUGGUUUCUUGGUUAACCUCGAUGUUGCCGUGAUCUUCCCAUCUCCCUCCUCCCACUGGUGGUGGGUAUUAAGGAAUAAAUCAAAUACUUUCCCUUGGGUCUUUUAUAAUUGAGAGAGAUAGGCAUUUACAUGUAGAUAUAUAUUCCCAGCACAGCUGGCCUUUUUUGCUUAGGCUAAGGAGCAUGCAAGAGUUUUAUGAGCUUGUAAACCCAACUCCACAUCCAUUACGUGUGUCUAGUUAGCCCGUGCGAUUAUAAUAUAGUGCUAUAAGAUGAUAAAUAUGAAAAUACAUUUAAUAUGACUGAACAUAUCUAUAUCCUCUAUUAGACUGCUUGCUGCCACGGGAAAAAGGAAGGAUGGGAGGGAGGGAGAAAAAUAGAAAUUAAAACCUUUAAAAUGCUGAAAAAUAAAAAAAGAUUUUUUAAAG